Molecule: messenger RNA, 1049 nt
Organism: Sodiomyces alkalinus F11
Lineage: Eukaryota; Fungi; Ascomycota; Sordariomycetes; Glomerellales; Plectosphaerellaceae
Product: 5-formyltetrahydrofolate cyclo-ligase
Exons: 2
Coding region: 1-744 (247 amino acids)
Biological process (GO): folic acid-containing compound biosynthetic process; tetrahydrofolate interconversion
Cellular component (GO): mitochondrion
Molecular function (GO): 5-formyltetrahydrofolate cyclo-ligase activity
Source: RefSeq, a predicted model, not a curated record
AUGAAUUCGGCUUCAAUAUCGGCUGCCAAGCAGCAACUGCGGUCCCUAGUCAGGUCUAACCUAGCACAUGUGACCCCGGAAUCGAUCGCCAACCAAAGCCGCAGGGCAUUUGAUACUCUUAGAUCACUCAAGCCCUAUGAGGAGGCCGAGCGCAUCAGCAUCUUCCUCGCCAUGCCCUCGGGGGAGAUACAAACGGAUGCUAUCGUAAGGCAUGCGCUCUCAGCCGGCAAACAGGUGUACAUCCCAUACUUGCACAAGUCGCCCUUUGCGCCAGGUGAAGGGCCGCCCAGGGUAAUGGAUAUGGUGCGGCUGCGAGACCUGGAAGACUACGAGUCGCUACAGCCCGACAAAUGGGGCAUACCCAGCAUCGAUUCCGCCACCGUCAACGAGAGGCAGAGGAUCCUGGGCGGAUCAGACCCCAACCCCGCCGAUUCGUCGACCCCCCUCGACUUGAUCCUUAUGCCUGGUGUGGCCUUCGACAUUGAACCGGAGACGGGCAUCCUGAGGAGGCUCGGCCACGGGAAAGGCUUUUACGACUUUUUCAUUGAACGAUACCGCGCAAAGACAAAACCCGCCGGACACCCGGACACGCGUCCUGUGUUGCUCUAUGGUCUAGCCCUCGCUGAACAGUUUCUGACCCCGGAUUCUGGCACGCCUGUGCCCGUCGGGCCACACGACAAGUCACUGCACGGGGUUAUCCUCGGAAACGGCGAGGUCAAGAGGCCGUCUGAUAGAUCAACUUGAAAAAUCGCCCCUUCCACGCCCGUUCGAAAUUCCAAACUCCAAUUGUUGUGGUAUCAUCUUCGCAUGAAGCGCGACCAUUGCCGACUGCCGUCCCCCGCCGUGUGUUUAUUUAUGGUGCGGAUUUCCCGCCCCCCCAGGAAGCUGGUGUCCAUGCAGUGAUGUGCUCUCGAUGUAUCUUCCUUCCCGGUCCAACGCCUCUACGCAACUACCCAGACAAGCCCUGGAUCAGCGACACAUUGUCACCCUUGAGGAGGAUUUGUCCUGGAACGGUUGUCAACACAAUCUCCAUUAUGGUCGCAUCAGGG